This is a messenger RNA of Lodderomyces pseudojiufengensis, 1803 nucleotides long. It is a transcript of the gene ZCF38, whose product is annotated as Zcf38p. Gene Ontology annotation, cellular component: nucleus. Gene Ontology annotation, molecular function: DNA-binding transcription factor activity, RNA polymerase II-specific; zinc ion binding; DNA binding. The record is from RefSeq and is a predicted model, not a curated record. Gene Ontology annotation, biological process: DNA-templated transcription; regulation of DNA-templated transcription. Bases 1 to 1803 code for a protein of 600 amino acids. The transcript has a single exon. NCBI's taxonomy places the organism in Eukaryota, Fungi, Ascomycota, Pichiomycetes, Serinales, Debaryomycetaceae.
AUGAAAACCACCAAGACCAAAAGGGCUCUGGUUGCUUGUAACACAUGCAGGGAAAGUAAAUUAAAAUGUUUAAAUAAUUGUGACUUAUCAAGUUGUCAACGUUGUACUUCAUUAAAUAUAAAAUGUACUUAUACUUUAAAAACAUCACAAUUAAAGAAGAAAAAACUAAUUAAUAAUCAUCAUUUUAUAAAACCGAUAAUUCAGAAUCAAUCAGUUCUUUUACCUGAUAAAACCCUUAUAAUUGAAGUUGUUACAAUAUUUUUUGAAAAUCAAUAUAAAGGUAUAUUUCCAUUAUUUCAUAAACCUUCAUUUUUAACAUUUUUAAGAUCAGAUUCUUUUAAUCCUGAAACUUUCAUAGAUCAUCCACCAAAUACUUCAUUAUUACAACCUGAUCCAGUUGUAUUAUUAGCUAUAUUAGCAUUAUGCGCAAGAUUACAUCCAGAACUACCGAAAAUUUAUGGAGAAUUUAAUGAAUCAACAGCAACUUCUUUUCAACCUAUUUUUACAAACGUUUUAAAUUUGAAUUCUGCAUCAAAUGCUUCAAAUUAUUUUGGUUGGCAUGCAAGAAAAUUAAUCGGAGAAAAUUUUGAUAAUCCUUCUUUAAAUCGAGUACAAGCUUUAUGUAUAUUAAGUAGUCAUGAAUGGGGAGAAGGUAAUGCUUUAAGAAGUCAUAUGUAUAGUGGAUUAGCAGUUAGAAUGGCUAUGCUUUUAGGAUUAGAUAAAGAAAAUGAAGAAAUUGAAGAAUUAUUUUUAGAAAAAGAAGUUAAAAGAAGAGCAAUGUGGAGUGCUUAUAUGAUGGAUAGAUGUAAUGCAAGUGGAAGAAGAUGUAAAUCAUGUAUAAGUAUAACAGAUGUUAAAUUAAAAUUACCAUGUGAUGAAAAAAAUUUUAUAUUUGGAGCUUCAAAUAAAGAACAAUUAUUUAGAAAUGAUUUAGAAAUUAGUAUAAAUAAUGGAUUAAUUAAAGAUGUUUCAUGUUGUGGAUUUAUGAUUUACUUAUUUGAAGUAUGGAGAAAUAUAUCAGUUUGGGUUGGAGAAACUGGUGGGAAAUUAGAAAGAAUUGCACCAUGGGAUGAAAAAUCUCCUUUUGAUAAAUUAUCAAAACAAUUAGAUAAAUUUGAAGAUUGUUUACCAUCAAAUUUAAAAUUUAAUGAAUUUAAUAUUUCAGCUCAUAUUGCAGAUGGAUCAGCAGCAGAUUUUGCUUAUUUUCAUGGAUUAUAUUUUUUAUGUAGAAUUUUUUUAAAUCGUGAAUAUUUUUAUUCAUCACCUGAUGCAUUUCCUAAUGGUUGGUGGAAACAAUUAGCUAUACAAUUAUUUGAAACUUUAGAUAAUUUAAAUCUGAUAACUCAAACUUUAAAACCAAUGAAUUUAAUGGUUAUUGCACCUUUUACUGGAUUUCAAGUAUUUACAACUGCUUCAACAAGUUUAUAUAUUGCAGCAUAUCCUUCAAAAGUUUUAGAUCAACAAUUUUCAUAUGAUGUUACAAAAAAAUAUUCAAAAAUGGCAGAAUAUUGUUUAGAAACUUUAAAAAGUUGGCUGAAAUCUUGGGGUUUAGGUAAAAAUUGGAUUGAAACUUUAUUAAAAUUAAAAACAACAUUUAGAGAAAUUUCAGAUUAUCAUCAAGAUGAUGAAUUAAGACAUAAAAUGCAUGAUUAUGGAAAUAUUGAUCAACAAAGUACAAAAGAUUCAAUGCAAAUUCUGAAUCUUAUUACUGAAGAAAAUAAUUCUGAAUCUACUUUAGAUUUUAUGAAAAAUUUAGAUUUAGCUAAUAUUUUCCCAGAUUGGACUAUUGCAAUGACUUCUUGA